Messenger RNA from Camellia sinensis, 647 nucleotides. The record is from RefSeq and is a predicted model, not a curated record. Lineage: Eukaryota; Viridiplantae; Streptophyta; Magnoliopsida; Ericales; Theaceae.
CACAGGAACACACCCUCGGGCGCCGCUGGAAAAUCUGUGGGAAUUUGGAGAGAGACAGAGAGAGAGAGAGAGAGAGAGAGAGAGAAUAGAAAAAUACACUUAACCCACCCCAUAAAAAGGAUGGUGCUACAUGCUGAAAACGGAAGAAGACCAAAGGAAGAGGAGACAAAUUUGAGUGAUCAUGCUUGGUGACGAAAGAGAGGUGGUUCGCAAUUAAUUUGUUAUUGUUUUAGUGUGUUUUUAUAAGAGCAGGCAAACGGUAGAGCACAAAUAGCAUCAGAUUGAAAUAGAGAAGUAGAAAGAGAUAGAGAGAGAGAGAGAGAGAUGAUACUGGUGGCGAUAAUGACGGAGCUGUUGGAGAUGUACACAAUAGUGGUGGCGAGGGUGACGGAGCAUAUGUUCCAACAAGUCCCUCUGCCAUUCCCAAGGCGAGUUCGUUUCCUCAUUCUCCGCAAUCUCCCCUUCUCUAAUUCCCCCCUUUCCCCUCCCUCUCCUCGUUAAUCUUUGUUUCUUUCUCUAUCUGUUCUUGUCCAGAUUUUUGUAUUACAGGAGAGAUGAUGAGCUUAAUUUAUUUUCAAUUCGCUGGUUGUAAUAUUUUUCCCUGUUUAUAUGUAUAAACAGACUCGAGUUCAUUUGUUUUCCCUGCC